Molecule: messenger RNA, 3927 nt
Organism: Perognathus longimembris pacificus (Pacific pocket mouse)
Lineage: Eukaryota; Metazoa; Chordata; Mammalia; Rodentia; Heteromyidae
Gene: Prickle1
Product: prickle planar cell polarity protein 1
Exons: 8
Coding region: 327-2825 (832 amino acids)
Molecular function (GO): zinc ion binding
Source: RefSeq, a predicted model, not a curated record
CCUGCAGCCCCGACGCUCUGCGCCACUCCUGCUCGCGGCCACCGCCGCCCGGAGAGACGGACAGGCAGCACCGUGCCCUGGACAUGCCCGCCGCUCGCGCUAUCUGAGCUGACUUCCCCGCCUCCCGCCCCACCGCCUCCCCGGGAGACGUCGGAGCCACUUUGCAGCGGGCUCCGGAUGGUGAGCGUGCCGCCCGCGCUCGCCCCUUGCUGACACCGCCGACCGCCCCCCACCGUUCCGGCCGGCCGGGCUGAUCUCGGCGCGGGCAGCCAUUAUUGGAUGUCCAGUGACUGAGAACCCAGAUUUUUAGCUUUGUUGUUAUUAUUAUGCCAUUGGAGAUGGAGCCUAAAAUGAGCAAACUGGCUUUUGGGUGUCAGAGAAGUUCCACGUCAGACGAUGACUCAGGCUGUGCGCUGGAGGAGUAUGCCUGGGUCCCGCCAGGCCUUAGGCCAGAGCAGAUUCAGCUUUAUUUUGCAUGCCUUCCAGAAGAAAAGGUUCCUUAUGUCAAUAGCCCUGGAGAGAAACAUCGGAUUAAACAGCUUUUAUACCAGCUGCCACCACACGAUAAUGAGGUACGGUAUUGCCAGUCCCUGAGUGAGGAGGAGAAGAAAGAAUUGCAGGUGUUCAGUGCUCAGCGGAAGAAAGAAGCUCUUGGAAGAGGAACUAUUAAACUCUUAUCCAGAGCAGUGAUGCAUGCUGUAUGUGAGCAGUGUGGACUGAAGAUAAAUGGAGGUGAAGUGGCUGUGUUUGCUUCCCGUGCGGGCCCUGGUGUGUGCUGGCACCCAUCCUGUUUUGUCUGCUUCACGUGUAAUGAGCUACUGGUCGACCUCAUCUAUUUUUAUCAGGAUGGGAAAAUUCACUGUGGCAGGCACCAUGCUGAACUGCUCAAACCACGGUGCUCGGCAUGUGACGAGAUAAUUUUUGCUGAUGAGUGCACAGAAGCUGAGGGGCGCCACUGGCACAUGAAACACUUCUGCUGCCUCGAGUGUGAGACAGUGCUGGGAGGACAGAGGUACAUCAUGAAGGAUGGCCGCCCCUUCUGUUGCGGCUGCUUUGAGUCUCUCUACGCUGAGUACUGUGAAACCUGUGGGGAACAUAUCGGUGUUGACCACGCACAGAUGACCUAUGAUGGGCAGCACUGGCAUGCCACGGAAGCAUGCUUCUCCUGUGCCCAGUGCAAGGCUUCUUUGUUGGGCUGUCCCUUCCUUCCUAAACAAGGCCAGAUUUAUUGCUCCAAAACCUGCAGCCUUGGUGAAGAUGUCCAUGCCUCCGAUUCUUCUGACUCUGCAUUCCAGUCAGCCCGAUCAAGGGACUCCAGGAGGAGUGUCCGCAUGGGCAAAAGCAGUCGGUCAGCUGAUCAGUGCAGACAGUCCCUUCUCUUAUCCCCAGCUCUGAACUACAAGUUUCCGGGCCUUUCAGGCAAUGCCGAGGAUACCCUUUCUCGGAAGCUAGAUGACCUGAAUCUUUCCAGGCAAGGGGCAAGUUACGCCAAUGACGAAUUCUGGAAAGGCAGAGUAGAACAAGAAACUCCCGAAGACCCCGAAGAAUGGGCAGAGCAUGAAGAUUAUAUGACACAGCUCCUCCUCAAGUUCGGUGAUAAAAGCCUCUUUCAGCAACAGUCCAGUGAGAUGGAUAUAAGAGCCAAUGAGCACUGGAUAUCUGAUAACAUGGUUAAAAACAAGACCGAGUUAAAGCAAAAUCAUCAGAGCCUUGCAAGUAAAAAAUACCAAUCUGAUAUGUACUGGGCCCAGUCACAAGAUGGACUGGGUGAUUCUGCAUAUGGCAGCCACCCUGGCCCUGCAAGCAGUCGGAGGCUCCAGGAACUGGAUCUGGACCACGGUGCCUCAGGAUAUAAUCAUGAACAAACGCAGUGGUAUGAAGAUUCUCUGGAGUGCUUGUCAGACUUGAAACCAGAGCAAAGUGUUCGAGAUUCUCUGGAUUCUUUGGCUUUGUCUAAUAUCACAGGGGCUUCUGUGGAUGGAGAAAGCAAGCCCAGGCCAUCCUUAUAUUCUCUACAAAACUUUGAGGAGAUGGAGGCCGAUGAGUGUGAGAAGAUGAGCAAUAUGGGGACUCUGAACUCCUCCAUGCUGCACAGGAGUGCAGAGUCUUUAAAAAGUCUAAGUUCAGAGUUGUGUCCAGAAAAAAUCAUACCUGAGGAGAAACCUGCACACCUGCCGGUGCUCAGAAGAUCCAAGUCUCAGUCCAGACCACAGCAGGUAAAGUUUUCGGACGAUGUCAUCGACAAUGGCAGCUACGACAACCUGGAGAUCCGGCAGCCACCAAUGAGUGAGAGGACUCGGAGACGGGUCUACCAUUUUGAAGAGCGAGGAUCCAGGCCCCACCACAAUCGUCGCCGGAGAAGUCGCAAGUCCCGCUCUGACAAUGCCCUGAAUCUCGUCACGGAGAGGAAAUACACGCCAAAGGACCGACUGCGGCUCUACACUCCGGAUAACUAUGAGAAGUUCAUACAGAAUAAAAGCGCCCGCGAGAUCCAAGCGUACAUCCAGAACGCAGAUCUGUAUGGACAGUACGCGCAUGCCACGUCCGACUACGCACUGCAAAACCCAGGGCUGAAUCGGUUUCUGGGUCUGUACGGAGAGGACGAGGACUCCUGGGGCUCCUCCUCCUCCUCCUCCUCCGACUCGGAGGAAGAAGGAUAUUUUCUUGGACAACCAAUCCCUCAGCCCAGGCCUCAGAGAUUCACCUAUUACACAGACGACCUUUCCAGUCCAGCUUCUGCACUGCCCACCCCUCAGUUUAGUCAGAGGACAACGAAAUCCAAGAAGAAAAAGGGACACAAGGGCAAAAACUGUAUUAUUUCUUAACUAAGUAGCUAUGGAGAUCAUUUGUUAUUAAGUCUAGCCACGAACUAGUGGACUUUUAUUCUUCUGUAGGAAAAGUUGCUCAAAUAGUUUUAAAGUGCUUUCUUUGCCCAUGUAAAUGAGAACCCUACUGCUGUUUACAGUGUCAGAUAACAUUAAGGUGUGGUUUCUCCAGUUACCUUCCUUGGAUGGGGCCAAGGUGUAUCUUGUGCCUGUGACAGGUAUAGUUGUUUCCUAGAGCUACUUUGGUUUCCAACCCACAUGAGUAUGCAUACCCAAGAAACUGGUCACCAGGUGAUUGGACCGAGUGGCCCUCUUGGAAGAUGGAGAGCUCCAGCCACCUUUGUAAAGCAAUAGUGUUUGUCAUUCCAUAAGUCAGUCAGGUUGGCUCAGGUCCUGAUUGGUCCUUGUUGUGAGGCAUGCAUGUCGUCACACAGACCUAGCUAACACUGUGCAUCCCUAUUGUACGAGGCCACCUUGUCCCCUCUUGGGCCUGGACUAGCCAGGUGAACAUUGUUAUUGUAUUAGUUCCAGCUACAGAUUGAGAAAGGAAAAAAAAAAUCGCUAUUUAUAAUGUAGAACUUCCUAGACUUAAGUGUAUUCCUAAUUUAACGGUGCAAAUAUUAAUGUAUAUACUGUACAGUUCAGAUUUUAAAGCUGAUAUUUUUAUAUCCCUGAAUUGCAAGAUGUUUGUUACACUGCAGUGCAUAGAUUCAUUAGGGAAUCAGAAGUGGCAUUUACAGAUGAAACGACUGCUUGUAUCUUAGUCAGGGUUUAUAAGUUUAGAUGAUCAAAUUUAUAUUGCCUAGUGAUGGAAAGCUGUUUUUUUUUUUUGGAUUUGAUUUUUGAAUUUUAAAAAAAGGCUCUGUAUGCAUGGUGGGGCUGUGUAAAUACUCUUGAAAACCAUGGCCCUAUUAAUCUUACGAGUGUUAUUUAUGGGUCAAGCAAUGUAAACUGUAUAAAUGUAAAAACAAACUAAAAAGAAAAAAAAAGAAAAAUCUCCAUACAUACCCUUGGAAUAUAUGGUAAAAACAAGUAGAAGCUGUCUGGAUGUUUUUCCCUUGGGGUAGGCGGUGCUUGAGCAAGGUAAUAGGUAUCUUGUGGG